GCCAUCGAUUAUUUACCAGCUCUAUGGCAGGGAUUGUUAUUUGGAAAUAUAAUGUCAAAUAGUGAAUCUGAAAAUACUGAUAAUGGCGAGAAAUCAUCGAAACUCAAAAAGUUUCGUUCCAAAAAUAUGGACGACCUUAAAACAAUGCAAAGGGAGGAGUUGUGUGCAUACAUUGAAAGUCUUCAUGGUGUCCUAAAACAGCAGGAAAAGAAACUCAAGAAAUACAAGGAGAAACUACGUAAACUGGAAGCUAAAAUCAAUAUUCCAAAAGAGGAUAAAGAAGACAAGCAAUCUCCCGAUAACCCACAAGCGACUGCCAAUUCAAACGAAAAGAAAGAGACGAAUGAGACGGAUGAUUUAUCUGCUGUUGAUGCUUUCAGUUUCGUCGAUGAAAUGCGACAGGCUGCACAAAAUGCUCAAAACAUAAAUAAUUUCAUAUACGAGCCAACAUCAGGAUUAUACUAUGACCAAAAGUCAGGUUAUUACUACAAUGCGGAAUAUGGUCUCUAUUACGACGGAAACACCGGUUGUUAUUAUAGCUUUAAUCAACAAAAGAACUGCUACGAAUUUCAUUCGCAGGUUCAAGUGCAGGCUUCUAAAACAACAAAUGACACCAAUAACGAUGCCUACCUAGAGAAACACGAAAAUCAGGCUGAUGAUGAUAUUGACGAAGUGGUUUUCGACGAAUUUGGCGUUGUAACAGACCGGGAGAAAUUAAAAAAACUUCGAGAAGAAAAGGAACGCACGGAAAAAUCUAGAAAACACAAAAAGAAAUCCACAAAGGAUGAGGAUAAGGAAGGCAAACAUCCGAAAAAACAUAAAACAUCGCAUAAAAGCCGAAAACGUUCGAAACGGGACUCGGCGGAGCCCCAUAGUGAUUCGGAUGGUAAAAAGGGCAAGAAAUCUAGGACAACUCCCAAAGAUAUGGAAGAUGGUGAAUUAUCAUCGAAUUCAAGUAGUUCUUCUGCCUCAUCUCAAAGUGAUUCUGAGGAAGAUGAAAGGCAAAAAGUAAAAAUAUUUAAAAGCGCUGGAAGGUUUCAAGACAUUGCCAAAAAAUAUCCGCCAUCAUUGCGCAUUAUUGUGCAAGAGUCCAAUUUAGAGGGACUAAAGGUUGGAAGUCUAAGUUUAAUAACAUACAAAGGUGGCAGUCUUGGACGCGAAGGCAAUCAUGAUGUUAUAAUACCGGAUGUAAAUGUUUCGAAGUUCCACCUAAAAUUUACGUACGAACACAAAAAAGGAAUCUACAAGUGUGUAGAUUUGGGCUCGCGAAAUGGUACCAUAUUGAAUGGUAUACGUAUGUCGGCCUCGAAGACUGAAAGUGAGUCGCAUGACUUGGUCCAUGGCAGUGUACUACAGAUUGGACAAACCAAGCUGCUGUGUCACAUACAUGAGGGCAACAGUACAUGUGGGCUAUGUGAGCCAGGUUUGUUGAUAGAAGCAACUCGUGAGGUCUCAGCGGGUCCAACACUCUCACACAAGGAACAACUGAAAAAACUACAAAGAAAAUAUGGCUUGGAGAAUGAAAAAUUCACAGAGGGCCAACAGAAUGCAAGCAGCAGCAGCUAUCAAGAUAGGGCUGCCACGAGACGUUUAAAUGUUGGUAGCAGCUCUGAUAAAGAAAAAACACAAACAGCUUCUGUGGACACGGCAAUUUCUAGUGAAAACAAAGGAUUCAAAAUGCUAUCGAAAUUGGGUUGGAAUAAAGGUGAAACCUUAGGAAAAUCUCAGGCUGGUGGUCUUCUAGAACCGAUAAACGUUGAAGCGAAUGCUGGCACUAAAGGAUUGGGCUGUGAUGAUCCGACAGCUGGUAUAUCCUUGAACUCGUCGGCUAAGAAAAAAUUUGAGCUAAUGCAAAAGACAAAGGAGCGGUAUCAAAAAGCUGAUAUUUUUAGUAUUAGCGAUGAUAGUAACUAAUUACAAAAUAAUUAUUUAUUUGUAUUGAAUUUGAGUAUCAAUAAUAAAUAAAAUGCUUAAAAUAAA
Messenger RNA from Musca domestica (house fly), 1980 nucleotides. RefSeq names its product angiogenic factor with G patch and FHA domains 1-like. Bases 52 to 1914 code for a protein of 620 amino acids. Lineage: Eukaryota; Metazoa; Arthropoda; Insecta; Diptera; Muscidae. The transcript has 11 exons. Gene Ontology annotation, molecular function: nucleic acid binding; protein binding. The record is from RefSeq and is a predicted model, not a curated record.